Molecule: messenger RNA, 882 nt
Organism: Malassezia japonica
Lineage: Eukaryota; Fungi; Basidiomycota; Malasseziomycetes; Malasseziales; Malasseziaceae
Gene: POL30
Product: proliferating cell nuclear antigen
Exons: 5
Coding region: 1-882 (293 amino acids)
Biological process (GO): regulation of DNA replication; mismatch repair; leading strand elongation
Cellular component (GO): PCNA complex
Molecular function (GO): DNA binding; DNA polymerase processivity factor activity
Source: RefSeq, a predicted model, not a curated record
AUGUUGGAAGCAAAGAUUGAGCAGGCUGUGGUGUUUAAGCGCGUCCUGGACGCUAUCAAGGAUCUGGUGGAGCAUGCCAACUUUGACUGCAACGAAGAGGGUCUGCGCCUCCAAGCGAUGGACAGCUCGCACGUCGCCCUCUCUGCCGUGGAGCUGCGUGCGGACGGUUUCGAGGAGUACCGCUGCGACCGCCCGAUGAGCAUCGGUGUGGCGAUCACCAGCCUGACCAAGGUGCUGCGCAGCGCCAACAACAACGAUAUCCUCAACAUGCGCAAGGGCGACAAUGCCGACAGUCUGCACCUCGUCUUUGAGGGCACGAGCUCGGACCGUAUCGGUGAAUUCGACCUGAAGCUCAUGGACAUCGACACCGAACACCUCGGCAUCCCCGACACGGAGUACGACGCGGUGGUUAAGCUGUCUUCGAACGAGUUUGCGCGCAUCUGCCGUGACCUGUCCAACGUCGGCGAGAGUGUCAAGAUCACCAUCACCAAGGAGGGCGUUACCUUCUCGACCGAGGGUGAAAUCGGCGACGCGCGCAUGACGCUCAAGCAGGGCUCGGGCUCGGCCGCGCGUCUCGACGACGAGGACGACGAGGGCGGCCUCGGUGAGGAGAGCGAGCAGCCUUCGAAGAAGAGGAAGGCGGACCUGGCUGGUGGCUCUGCGGGCGGCUCGGUCGUCCCGGUCGAGAUCCAGCUCGAGAAGGCGGUCGCGCUCACCUUUAGCGUGCAAUACCUCGUGAACUUUACCAAGGCGGCCCCGCUCUCGUCCGCAGUGACACUUCACAUGGCUGACAAGGUGCCCCUGCUGGUCGAGUUCGCGUUCGAGAACGGCCAUGUGCGGUACUACCUUGCCCCGAAGCUGGCCGAGACGGACGACGAUUAA